Brassicogethes aeneus is the source of this 1054-nucleotide messenger RNA. NCBI's taxonomy places the organism in Eukaryota, Metazoa, Arthropoda, Insecta, Coleoptera, Nitidulidae. The record is from the annotation of a GenBank genome assembly.
GUUUUUUUGACAUAUUAUACUACACCCAAUUUUUAUUAAUAACUAAAGUACAAACAAAUCAAAAUUUGUUGUUAUGGAAUUUAUGGGAGCCUUUUUAGAAUGGAUAAUUAAUAACUACAUAGUGGCAAUGGUAUUUUUAGUUUUGCUAGCUCUUUAUGUAAAAGACAUCUAUGACCACAGUCGAGGGGCUGAAAGCAAUAACACUGCGUGUACUUCAGAGUAUAGCUACGAUAUUUUAAAUGGUCCGAACGGAUGGAAAAACACGUUUCCUCAAGCCGCUGGAUGCCGCCAGUCACCAAUAAAUAUAAUCAGCUAUUGCGCCAUUAAUAUCCCAAUGGAAACAGUCACACCCUUAAUCUAUUCCACCGACUAUCAUUUACCUCCGUCCGAAAUGACUCUAUAUAACAAUGGACACAAUGUAGUUAUUUAUGCGAAUUGGAUGUACGGCUUGAGACCAUUAUUAACAGGGGGGCCUUUAAAGGAUGAAUACAGUUUUUGCAACAUAACCUUUAGAUGGGGCCCGAACGAUGAUGAAGGCUCUGAACAUAUGUUGGAUGCAAAACGAUUUGCAAUGGAAAUGCAAGCUUCUUAUGUGAAAAAUGAUUGUAACGAGUAUGUAAAUGAUGACGCUCAAUUAGCAGCCAAGAAUUCAGCUUUGGCCGUCGUCAGUUACUUCUUUAUGGUUACCCCGAUGGAUAAUGCCUACAUGGACCAAAUUAUUUCAUCUCUUUUGUCAAUAAAAUACCCAUUUAGUUCAGUUAAUAUAGAGCCAAUACCUUUAACCCUCUUGGCGCCCUGCUUCUCCAGAAAAUACCUCUCAUAUGUGGGUUCUUUAACAUACCCCCCGUGCACAGAAGGUGUAAAAUGGAUUGUGCAACCUGAAGCAUUAACGAUAUCUAGCAGACAAGUCAGAAAAUUUAGAAAACUGUUUGGUAUUAAUGGACCCAUUUUUAAUAACACGAGACCUGUGCAAAAAGUUAAUAAUCGGGAUAUUUUAUUUUAUGAUUAAGACAAUAAUAUAAAUUAUUUUUAUUUGUUUGAUUAUUAAUUUGUG